AUUAUGACUUUUCUCUACAAACCCACUGACUACAAAGGUGUUAAAAUUUCUGCCACUGACAAUGAGGUAAUGACUGGUAAUGUGCCAAAUAGUGCAGUGAGCGUUCACCUACCAAGUGAGCUGGAUGCUGGACCGAAUAACACAAUUGUGUUCAGCAUGAUGCAGCUACCUAAAAAGAUUGCUCUGGAACGCUCAGAUGAAUUGUCUGACCGCAGAAUCAUCGGCCUGAGCGUGCGUGGCAAGAGAUUUUCAGGACUUCAGGAACCAGUCAGCUUAACCAUUAAUAUUACUACGGGCAGAAAUGAAGUCCUUACACCUUUAUGUGUAUUCCUAAACAUCAAAGAGAAAAGAUUCAGUACCGAUGGCUGUGAGACACAGCGUCAGAGUCAGAGCCACGUUACCUGUUCCUGUAAUCAUCUCACAUACUUUGGUGUUCUGAUGGUGUCUGCAGACCUGUCAGCUAAAGACCAGGAGGUCCUGUCCUACAUCACCUACAUUGGCUGUGGUAUUUCACUUACUGCCCUGAUCAUCGCCGUUUUGCUCUUCAUCACAGACAGAAAACUCAGAGGGGAUGAUUCCAAGAAGAUCCACAUCAGCCUCGCACUUUCUCUCAUCCUUCUCAACAUACACUUCCUCCCCAGCCAGGCAGUGGCAGCAAUGUCCUCCACUGAGCUUUGUCUUUAUGUGGCUGUUCUACUUCACUACUCUCUGUUGGCCUCUUUCACCUGGAUGGCCUUGGAGGGCUUACAUCUCUAUCUUCUCCUGGUCAAAGUCUUCAACAUCUAUGUCAGGAGAUACCUGCUCAAACUCAGUGUUGUGGGAUGGGGUCUUCCAGCAGUCAUCGUAUCAGUGGUGGUGAUCAGCAACAAAAACAUGUAUGGUCGUACCCCUCUGGAUUCAUCUAGACCUGAUUCGACAGCAGUAUGCUAUAUAACCAAUGACAAAGUGAAGAUGGGGACCACACUGGGACUGUUCAGCAUGGUGUUCAUCUUUAAUGUUUUUGUGUUUGGAGGGAUAGCUAAAUGGCUAAUGGGUGGCAACUUUAGCAAACAGAUGGCGGCAAGUAAGAAAAACAAAGCUAAGAGAGAAAUUUUCACCCUACUGGCACUGAUGGUUCUGUUGGGCCUCACCUGGGGCCUGAUCUUCUUCUCAUUUGGCCACCUGACCACUCCGGGCAUUUACCUUUUCUGCGUGCUCAACUCUCUGCAAGGUUUCUUCAUCUUCAUUUACUUUGUCCUGUCUAUAAAAAAGACCAAAGUGGCAUCUUUCAAGCCAAGCUCUGCAACCCACAGCACUAGACUUUGAACACAACCAGCAUCAUACCCAAAAUAUGUUUGGUAUUUGUAAAAUAAGGAUAUUUUAGAUCUUGUAGUGGAUGAAAACAAUGUGCAAUUGAAGCAAGCAUUCUAGACAAUACCCUAAUGUGACCAAUGUAUAAAGACACAAAAAUAUCCAAAACCAUCAAAAUGAAUGAAUAAAAAACAUCAUUAUUUGGCACAAAUAGAAAUCUGUGUAGCCAUAAUAUAAAAAAAAUCCUAAUCAGGAGUUAUUUUUGUCAACAUGCUUAAAAAAAAUUCACAAUACAAUUUUUCUUAUUUGGGGCUGAUUGAAGCCAAACUUGCCCUGAACUGAGGGAUUCCAAUGAGAACUGAUUGGAUAGGUUUAGGGACCAAAACAACUUCAAGCUAUGCACAUUAUUUUGUAGUUUAAAUACAUGCGGGUCUCCACAGACAAUAAGCGUAUUCCACAUUUUACAAUGAAAUUUAAAGUAAAAGGAGCAGUGAAAGUAUUUGUUAACGUUCAGCUGCAGGGUCCCCUCCAAACUGCAUACCACUGUUUGCAUGGGGAAAGACGGACUCGAUGCACUGGUCAUUAAUAAUGAGUAAAUAAGAUCAGUUAGAACUGCAAGGAAAUAUAUAACAUGUCUAACAACUUAAGAGCAACAAAUCUAGUGUUGAUUUAUAUCUCCAUUCCUUUUUCGUCUCCCUCCUGCUUUACCAUUGUGCAAAUUUAAGAUUCUUACUUUUUGGCUUUGUUUGAAAGUGAGACAUAAAUCAUGACAAAUAUGAAGAUUGAAAUAACAAAGAAGACAUAAGCAAAUAAGCUGCAUAUUUCAGCUUUAGUAAAGAAUAAAUAAAUAACAACAUUGUAUUCUAUGGACUAGAUACACAACUUACAAAAAAAAUAAAUAAAUAAAGAGACUGGCAGACUUUUAAGGCUGUUUUGUGUUGUUUAUUGUUGAGAAAAUAUUAGGUUUACCUGUAAAAUAAAUUCUGUGAAGUUUAUCUUAUGUCUGCAGAUUUUGGAUUUAUCAUUGAAUGGGAGAACAUUAAUAAACAACACAUUUGCCCAGCACAUGGUGAAAUUGUGGUAAAC
Messenger RNA from Fundulus heteroclitus (mummichog), 2376 nucleotides. RefSeq names its product adhesion G-protein coupled receptor G6-like. Bases 4 to 1305 code for a protein of 433 amino acids. NCBI's taxonomy places the organism in Eukaryota, Metazoa, Chordata, Actinopteri, Cyprinodontiformes, Fundulidae. The record is from RefSeq and is a predicted model, not a curated record. Gene Ontology annotation, molecular function: G protein-coupled receptor activity. Gene Ontology annotation, cellular component: membrane. Gene Ontology annotation, biological process: cell surface receptor signaling pathway; adenylate cyclase-activating G protein-coupled receptor signaling pathway. The transcript has 11 exons.